AUGAGUCUUCGCCCUCUGUCUGACGUACAACCAGGUCAGGUGAGGAAGAAAGAGAAGGAGAAAGUCAAACAGCAACACAGCAAGAAAGAGGCUGAGUACUGCGCGGAGUUCGGACCGUCUUCGGAUCUCACGCAUCAUUACGGUAUCGAACUUCAGCCGCAGAGACCCAUCUCUCCUUCCUACACAAACAUCUACUCUGUCUCCAAUAUGACAUCUUCUGAUCCUGUCGUACGCGUUGGUGUUGGUGUUUUCGUACUCAAAUCCACAAAAGAAGAUGCCAUCAACCCUCACUUCCUCAUGGGAAAGCGUCUCAACUCCCACGGUUCAGAGACUUGGGCUUUGCCUGGAGGCCACCUCGAAUGGGGCGAAGCUGUUGAAGAAUGUGCAGCGCGAGAAGUCCUCGAGGAGACCGGUCUUAAACUUCUCAGCAAUACUGAUGGCAGUCCGGCCCGGUUUCUCACUGCAACAAACGAUAUCAUGGUAGCUGAUCGAAAGCACUACAUUACCAUGUUCAUGGUUGCAGCCAGGGAUGACGACAAAGCCGAACCGCAACUGAUGGAGCCUGAGAAAUGCGAGGGCUGGGAAUGGGUUUCUUGGAAGACAUUAGAAGAAACGGCGUGGAAACAGAYCGCCGGCGAGGAGCCAGACAGGAAGCUCUUCACGCCCAUGUUGAGUCUGUUCCAACAGCGACCUGGCGUUGUUCCAGCUCUUCCUUGA
Molecule: messenger RNA, 717 nt
Organism: Ramularia collo-cygni
Lineage: Eukaryota; Fungi; Ascomycota; Dothideomycetes; Mycosphaerellales; Mycosphaerellaceae
Product: related to ADP-ribose pyrophosphatase
Exons: 1
Coding region: 1-717 (238 amino acids)
Biological process (GO): dGTP catabolic process
Cellular component (GO): cytosol
Molecular function (GO): 8-oxo-7,8-dihydrodeoxyguanosine triphosphate pyrophosphatase activity
Source: RefSeq, a predicted model, not a curated record